AUGGUCCGCCUUUCCGUCUUCGGCAGCGUCGCGCUGUUCGCCUUAUUCCAGGCCGCCUACACCGCGCCCGCGCCUGCGCCUGAGUUCGAGAACGUGGCAGCGGCCCUCGAAGAUGCGAAGAAGCACAGCACCACCACCAGCAUCAUUGUUCCCCCGCCCACCCACUUGAAACACCAUCAUCACAAGGCGACCACCACGAGCUCUUCGGUGCACAAGGCCAAGAAGACGAAGAAGGGCAAGAAGGGCAAGAAGCCGCACAAGACCACUUCCACCGACAAACCCAAGAAGACCAAGUCCUCCUCGUCCACUGGAAAGCCGAAGAAGACUUCCACCACUUCCAUCUCCACCACCUCCACUUCUACCCCGACCACCUCUACGCCCACCUCCACCUCGUCGUCGACUGAGAAGGGAAAGCCUACGAAGACCACCUCCUCCUCGACCUCCUCCUCGACUGGAAAGCCCAAGAAAACCUCGACCAAGAAGCCCAAGAAGACCACCGACACCCUCAGCUCCAUCAUCUCCACCCUCACUCACCCCCACACCACCAUCACUGUGACCCCGACCGUCACUCCCACCGUCACCGUCUAA
Molecule: messenger RNA, 588 nt
Organism: Neohortaea acidophila
Lineage: Eukaryota; Fungi; Ascomycota; Dothideomycetes; Mycosphaerellales; Teratosphaeriaceae
Exons: 2
Coding region: 1-588 (195 amino acids)
Source: RefSeq, a predicted model, not a curated record